This is a messenger RNA of Pocillopora damicornis (cauliflower coral), 1893 nucleotides long. Its product is annotated as DNA polymerase delta subunit 2. Gene Ontology annotation, molecular function: DNA binding. The record is from RefSeq and is a predicted model, not a curated record. Gene Ontology annotation, biological process: DNA strand elongation involved in DNA replication; DNA replication. NCBI's taxonomy places the organism in Eukaryota, Metazoa, Cnidaria, Anthozoa, Scleractinia, Pocilloporidae. Gene Ontology annotation, cellular component: delta DNA polymerase complex.
GACCCUUUAGGAUUACAAUUCCCUACUUUUUCACUGCUAAAAGAGAUAAAAUUGAAAUGUUCACUGCACAGCAACUGGAUAUUAAAGCUACAGAGCUUAAGGCUGAGUUUUUGCUUUCUGAGCCUUUACAUGACGAGGGACCUAAAGAGGAAGACAGGAUCGAAAGAACAACUUCUUCCUACUCAAAUGAAUCGGAGCGCUUUUUGUUAAAAGACAGAAGCUUUUCAAGGCAGUAUGCCCAGAUCUACUCAGUCCGUAUCAUGGCAAUGAGGAAGAAGUUAGCUACAGCAGCAAGAAGGAAAUGGGGUGGGACGGAGAGCGCAUUUAAAAUACAGAAACUGUCUGAAGUGAAAGUGGAUGAAAAAUGUUUUGUGAUUGGAACUCUAUUCAAGAAAAUGGAAAUGAAACCUAGUAUUUUAAAGGAGAUAAGUGAAGAGCAUAAUUUGAUGCCACAGCCCUCUAGAGAUAGAUUUACCGAAGAUAGUGAUGAACUUGUGAUAGAGGACGAAACAGAGAGAGUGUCACUUACUGGUAACAUACAAGUUGGAACAUGUGUAACAGGAAGUUUAGUAGCACUCUGUGGUUGUACAAUUGACAGUGGUAAAUUUGCUGUUGAAGAUUAUUGUUUCAGUGGCCUUCCUUACCAAACUGUACCAAAUCUUGAUCAACAUUUGUCCAAGGGUGAAGAUUGUUAUGUUGCUUUUAUCUCUGGUCUUGGAUUUGGUGAUAAAAGUCAGGAUUUACUCAGCCUUCAGCUUUUUUCUGAUUUGGUGAUUGGAGAGCUUGGUUGUGUACAGGAUCAAGAAUCUUGUGCAAAGAUAAGCCGAGUUAUCAUUGCUGGAAAUUCCUUGAGCCAUUAUACACUUAAUAAAGACAGUGAAGCAAAGGCAAAGUAUUUGACUAGAAAUACUGAGGCUGGUAGUGUGGAGGCUAUGAAGAGGUUGGAUGAAUUUGUAAUGCAACUGGCUUCAUGUGUUCCAGUAGACAUAAUGCCUGGGGAGUUUGAUCCUGCUAAUCACACGGUGCCACAGCAACCUUUUCAUCGCUGCAUGUUUCCCCAAGCAGCUGCUUAUCCAACAUUUCAAAGUGUGACCAACCCAUAUGAAGCUGUAAUUGGUGGACUAAGAAUCCUUGGAACCUCAGGACAAAAUGUUCAAGACAUUCACAGGGUUUCAACAUUUGAAGAUGGUUUGGACAUUCUAGAACACAGCAUGAGUUGGGGUCACAUUGCACCCACAGCUCCAGACACCUUAGGGUGUUACCCAUACUAUGAGAAGGAUCCUUUUAUUUUGGAGAAAUGUCCACAUGUGUACUUCGUUGGCAAUCAACACAAGUAUGCAAGCAAAUUUAUCCAUGGUGAAAAUGGUCAGAAAGUGUUGUUGGUGACAGUUCCUGCCUUCUCCAGUACAAAGACAUGUGUGAUGCUUAAUUUAAGAACACUAACCUGCCACCCAAUGAGCUUUUCUGCUCUUCCAUCAACACUAAAUGUUAAGGCAUCAAUUAAAGCACAGAUGGAAAUUUAACUGUAACCAAAAGUGGUUCUAGCAUUUAGACAUUGUGUUGUUACCACUGUUUAGAAAAAGAACAAUCAAGUCAUGGGAUAGUACCUACUUUGUACAAAAUUAAGUUUGCGCUGUGUUUCCUCGUUACCUACUGAAAAAUAAACUAAUUCAAUUUGCAGAAAUUAAGUCAAGGUUUGCUUCAGUUCCCAUAUCCAUAUACCUUGUGCAUACAAUAGAAUUUUCCUCACCCUUUAGUGUGCAUUGGUGUAUCAAGCAUUUCAUUGUCAGGUUUGUGAUCUAUAAGUGGAUUUAAAGGCAUCCAUUGUGAACCUUAGAUUCCACAACUUCUGCAGGCAGCAUACUGUAAUAAAUGAACAGACUUUUGCCUUAA